AUGCUCCACCUCCGGCAGCGCGCCCUCUCCCAUCUCCUCUCCGCCGCGCCACCUUCUUCCACCUCCAUACUCCUCUCUCUCCACCGCCUCCUCUCCGCCGCCGCUGCCCCCCGCAUUUCUCCCAACCCUAGGUUCGCCGUGGAGGACUACCUCGUCUCCACCUGCGGCCUCACCCCAGCGCAGGCACUCAAGGCCUCCGCCAGGCUCUCCCACCUCAAGUCCCCCGCCAAGCCCGACGCCGUCCUCGCCUUCCUCGCCGGCAUCGGCCUCACCGGCGCCGAUGUCGCGGCCCUCGUCGCCAGGGACCCGCGGUUCCUCUGCGCCAAAGUGGAGACAACCCUGUCCCCCGUCCUCGCCGGGUUCACCGGCCUCGGUCUAUCGCCUUCUGAUAUCGCGCGCCUCGUCUCGCUCGCCCCGACCGAAUUCCGCCAUAGAUGCGUCGUCUCCAAGCUAGAGUACUACCUUCCACUCUUCGGCUCCAUCGACAACUUGCUCCGGCCGCUCAAAUGCUGCACCGCCUUCCUCGGCUCCCACCUCGAGAGGGUGGUCAAGCCCAACGAGGCCUUCCUGCGGGAGUGCGGGCUAGGUGAUCGUGAUAUUGCCAAGCUGCUCAUCCAAACGCCUAGGAUCCUCACCGCCAAACCAGGGCGCGUCCUGGCGAUGGUUGCGUGCGCCGAAGGUAUAGGUGUGGCCCGUGGCUCUGGAAUGUUCAGGCAAGCGCUGCAAGCCAUCUCAUACGUCGGCGAGGACAAGAUCGCUGCCAAACUGGACUACCUGAAGAAGACACUUAGGUGGUCAGAUACCGAGGUUGGCAUUGCCGUGUCCAAGGGUCCGUUUUUGCUGAGGAGGUCAAAUGACGUGCUGCAGCGUAUGUCAGACUUCCUAAUCUCUGAGGUGGGCUUGCAGCCGGCCUACAUUGCGCAUCGCCCGGCUUUGCUCACUUACAGCCUGGAGGGCCGGCUCAGGCCCCGCUACUAUGUUGUGAGAUUUCUGAAGGAAAAUGGAUUGCUAGAGCACGGGCGGAGCUACUAUACAACACUGGUUAAGACUGAGAAGGUUUUCAUGGAAAAGUUCAUAUGCCCUCACAAGGAAGCCGCACCACACCUUGCUGAAGACUACGCGGCUGCUUGCAAAGGGGAAGUGCCGGCUAGAUUCAGAUUUACAUGA
Messenger RNA from Triticum turgidum subsp. durum (durum wheat), 1167 nucleotides. The record is from the annotation of a GenBank genome assembly. NCBI's taxonomy places the organism in Eukaryota, Viridiplantae, Streptophyta, Magnoliopsida, Poales, Poaceae.